UAAACCAAAACCUGUUUAUGAUCAAGAUUUAUUCUUAUUAUUGUUAGAUAAUAACAAUAAUAUCAGCAAUAACGAAAUUAAUAGCGAUAGCAAUAUUAAUAUUGUUAAUAAUCUUAAUAGCAAUAAUGAUAUUAAUAGCGAUAAUGAUUUUAAUAGCAAUAAUGAUUUUAAUAGUGAUAACAAUUUUAAUAUGGAAAUCCUGGAUUUUAAUUCUGAUAUUAAUAUGGAAAGAUAUGAAAGUUUACAAGAAAAUAGUAGCAAUUCAUCGAGUUUUUCUGACAGUGAUGAGUCUUUAACAGAUGAAUAUAAAGAAAAUUUUCUUGGUUCUACAAAAUAUCUCGUAUUAAGUAAUGCAGAACUUAAAAAAAUAAAGGAGCAUUAUGUGACGAAUUAUAAUAUAGAAGCUAAUCAAUUACAAGUUAA
Molecule: messenger RNA, 423 nt
Organism: Dentiscutata erythropus
Lineage: Eukaryota; Fungi; Glomeromycota; Glomeromycetes; Diversisporales; Gigasporaceae
Source: the annotation of a GenBank genome assembly